Messenger RNA from Lactuca virosa, 1106 nucleotides. Lineage: Eukaryota; Viridiplantae; Streptophyta; Magnoliopsida; Asterales; Asteraceae. The record is from the annotation of a GenBank genome assembly.
CUUACUCCUCCAAUCAGUUGCGGGGCUACUGAAGAUUUCGGUAACACUGUAUUUUCGCAUCAUCAAGCCACUGAUCCGACUCUUUCAAUCUUGUCAUCGCUGCUUUGGUAGAAGCAUUUUGAUCAUUGAACAAUGUCUGCGGUUUCUCCUAUUCCGAGUGAGACGUACAAGCUAGGGUUCAUCGGAGCUGGUAAGAUGGCGGAGAGUAUAGCCAGGGGCGUUGUCAAAUCCGGUGUUCUCCCCGCUUCACGUAUUAAGACAGCUCACAAAGGCGCUCGCCGCGCCGCUUUCGAGUCCUUCGGUGUCGGUGUUGCUGAACACAACAACCAGGUUGUUGAAAACAGUGAUGUGGUGAUUUUCUCUGUGAAGCCACAAGUUGUUAAAGAUGCUGUGUUGCAACUGAGGCCUCUCCUAUCUGAGAAAAAGCUUCUGGUGUCUGUAGUUGCUGGUGUCAAAUUAAAAGAUCUUCAGGAAUGGGCUGGUCAUGAUCGAUUUAUUAGGGUUAUGCCAAAUACCCCUGCUGCUGUAGGUGAAGGAGCAUCUGUUAUGAGCAUGGGAGCAGGAGCAACACAAGAAGAUGGUGAAAUAAUUGCAAAGUUAUUUGGAGCAGUUGGUAAGAUAUGGAAAGCUGAUGAGAAACUCUUUGAUGCAGUCACAGGCUUGAGUGGCAGUGGGCCAGCUUAUAUAUUUCUGGUCAUAGAAGCCUUGGCAGAUGGUGCUGUUGCUGCAGGUCUACCACGGGAACUUGCUCUUAAUUUAGCCUCUCAAACGGUUUUGGGGGCAGCGAGUAUGGCUAGGGAGACAGGGAGGCAUCCAGGUCAGCUGAAAGACGAUGUGACAUCGCCAGGUGGCACGACAAUUGCUGGGAUUCAUGAGCUGGAGAAGUCGGGAUUCCGUGGGAUUUUAAUGAAUGCGGUUGUUGCUGCUGCAAAGCGUAGCCGUGAGCUUUCACAAAAUUAGUUUUUUAUUUUUUUAUUUUUUUAUUUCGUGGUAGAAACAUAUUAUGCAUAAUUAAUGAAUUAACGGACGUUGCUAUUUUGAGGGAUUGAAUAAAGAUUGGCCUUUAGUAUUAGUUCAUGAUGGAUGUCCAUGCUUUCUGGUAGGGG